AUGGGCAAACUUGACUAUGUGGCUUAUACAAAUAUAAUGGAAGCAGGUAUAUCUUUUGAAAUUACAAGCUACUUUAAUAUAGUCAUACUCAUUACAAAUAUUGUUACUCCAUUUCAUAUUAAAGCUCUUGCACAAAUGCUUUACCGAAUUUGUUAUGAAAAUAUUCAAGUAAAGCUUGAAAUUGAUUCGUCUCCAGCCGUAAUAACUUUUAUUGAAGUCGAGCAUCAGAAAUGUCUUUCUGCAAUAUAUUUUAUUGAAAAGCUUUGUAGUCUCAUAGCCAGGAAUCGCAAAAGGGUUCGCAAUGAGGUUAGGGUUAAAGCAUUAGUUAUCAAAAAUACAGAUUUUAACGCAGUUGCUACUUCCCAGAAUCUUAGUCCUGAAGAAGCUGAAGUCCUUAAAUUUGACCAAGAGUAUUCUAUCGCAGAUAUUAUGGCACUUAAACGUUUUUAUAUGAAAAAUCUUUAUUGUAAAGACAUGAGUAUUGAGGAUUGGAAUAAUAUUUACAAUAGAAAAUUCAUUAAAAAUUUUAGUUUGCUGGAAGCUCAGAAGCAUUUCUUACAGUUAUCUUAUUUUCGAAGGCAAGGUUAUGAUGAGGAGAGUGCAAUGAAGGAAUUGAAAGCUGAAGAAAAUAUACAAUGGGAAAUUGCCUGCUAUAGAGCUGAAGAGAAAAUUGAGAAAUCAGUAGCAGAAGACGUAUGUAAAUCUUAUUCAGCAAAGCAUUGGGAAGUUAUAUAUGAACUUUUUCAAAUACUUGAUUUUACAGGCAUAGAUGAUGAGCGUAUCCUUUCUGGUAGUAUGGUAUCAGAAGCAUUCACAUGA
Molecule: messenger RNA, 819 nt
Organism: Funneliformis geosporum
Lineage: Eukaryota; Fungi; Glomeromycota; Glomeromycetes; Glomerales; Glomeraceae
Source: the annotation of a GenBank genome assembly